Messenger RNA from Chlamydomonas reinhardtii, 4941 nucleotides. RefSeq lists its product as uncharacterized. The record is from RefSeq and is a predicted model, not a curated record. Gene Ontology annotation, biological process: protein phosphorylation. NCBI's taxonomy places the organism in Eukaryota, Viridiplantae, Chlorophyta, Chlorophyceae, Chlamydomonadales, Chlamydomonadaceae. Bases 294 to 2618 code for a protein of 774 amino acids. Gene Ontology annotation, molecular function: ATP binding; protein kinase activity. The transcript has 8 exons.
ACCCUACACUUACCCUUGUGUAUCACUAACUGCUGGCAAACAAUAUAUGCAAGGCUUAGCCAGCGCCUGUGAACGAGUCAAUCACUAGCCCGGCUGCGAGCCCUUCCCGCAAAAGGUCUUGCUUGGCAAUGGUUCAUUUAGCGGCUUAAGCGUCAUCGGUGGCAUUAUUGGUAGCGUCCUGGCGCCGGCCGAGAACUGCGAAUUGCGGUGACCUCACCGACAAUUCGUCGUUAGCGGACUGAUCCGAUUGUAGGAGGCAUUAGGCUGCAUAUGAAGUUGCAUUCGAGGCAAGCAUGGGAGGUUGCUUAAGCGGGCCGAAGGAUUCUGGCGGGGCGGUUGCCCCGCCAGCGCCCGGCCCUCAAUCUAAGCAGCAAGCUUUGCCUUCUCAAGCGGGAGCUGCUACAGGAGCAAACAAGGCCGACGGGUUAGCGUCAGGCAGUGGCGCGACCGGCGCUCGUGACAAUGGCGCCCCAGCCCCAGCCGAAGGUAGCGCUGGCCGAGCGGAAGGGGACACCCCAGGACCCGGGCCCGGCCCUCCAGCGCCAGCAGCGCCCGCAGCACCAGCAGCAACAACAGUAGCAGCAGCAGCAGCACCCACCCCAUCCCCUGCAGCCACGCCAUCGCCAGCACCCAACACAUCUGAUGCAGACGCUGCAGACGCACGCACGCUAGCGGAGGGCGGCACGCUGCUCCAGCCCCCGCCCGUCUCCCUCGAGACCGCGCCAGCCGGCCCCAGCGCCGGCGCAGCCGGCGCAGCCCCCGCCUCCGCCGCCUCCGCCGCCUCCACCGUCGUGCCCGCCACAGCCGCCUCCGCGACCUCGUCCGUGCCGGCGCCAGCCGGCAGCGCCGCCGCCACGGCCAGCUCCUCCACCACCGCCGGGCCUUCUCAGGCCGCGGGCACCACCGGCCUGGGCGCCAGCGCCAUUCACACGGGCGGCACGGGCAUGGGCACGGGCAUGGGCAUGGGCAUGGGCAUGCCGGGCAGCGACGCCGGCAGCUUCAUGACGCUGGGCGGCGGCCAGCUGCCGGCGGACGGCAGCGGCACCAACCCGGCCACGGGCGGCGGCGGCGUGCAGCCCAGCGGCUUCCAGUGCAUGGCGGCGGCGCUGCUGGCCAAGGAGGUGGCGCAGCUGUCCUGGGUGGGACACGGAGGCUACGGCGCCGUGUACAAGGGCGUGUGGCAGGGCGCCAACGUGGCCGUCAAGUUCACGGUGGCGGACUACCUGGACUUCGCGGGCGCCAGCGCACACGAGGCGGUGCUCAGCAAAAUGCUCAGCCACCCCAACGUGGUCCAGACCUUCGCCAGCCGUGUGGCGCUUCUGGACGAGGGCUUCCUGCGCUCCGUGUUCGACGGCGACACAAACUUCCCCAGCCGCGAGCUGCCGGUGGACUCGUUCCGCUCCGGCGAGGGCUUCGGCUCGCCCUACGGCGUCAACACCAGCAUGAAGUUCAAGGACGUGCUCACGCACAUCGGUGCGCGGCCGGGGCACUACAUCACACAGAUGAUCAUGGAGUACUGCGACCGCGGCUCGCUGCACCAGGCCAUCGCCAAGGGCCUGUUCAAGAGCAGCAGCAAGUGGAACAACAAGAUCGCGCUGAGGGCGCUGCUGCGCACGGCCCGAGAGAUCGCGCAGGGCAUGAGCCACCUGCACGCCUGCCGGGUGGUGCACGGCGACCUCAAGCCCGGCAACGUGCUGCUCAUGUCCAGCCGCGCCGACCGCCGCGGCUUCACGGCCAAGGUGUCGGACUUCGGGCUGUCCACCUACUGCAUGGCCAGCCACACCAGCGUCACGCGCUGGAGCACCGUGUCGUACAUGGCCCCCGAGGCGUUUGAGGGCCACCUGACCAUGGGCUCCGACACCUUCAGCUUCGGAGUGCUGCUGUGGGAGAUGUACACAGGCCAGCAGCCGUACGCGGGUCUGCAGGCGGCGCAGAUCGUAAUGGGCGUGCAGGCGGGACAGCUCAGUCUGGAGUGGCCGCCCGACAGCGACGCGCGCAUCCAGGAGCUGGUGGAGAGCUGCAUCGCCAGGAACCCGGCCGCCAGGCCCACCUUCCUGCAGCUGAUCCACCAGCUGACUCAGCUGGAAGCCCUCAUCCGGCUGGAGGCGCCCGCCACUGACGGCGGAGCCAGCGAGACACGCGUGCCGCUCCUAUCGCCGCCCUCGGGCAACGCACCCGCCGCGUCGCCACCCGGCGCCGGCUCCACCGCCGCCGCCAGCGCCGCCAGCACUCUCAGCCUAGCCUCACCAGCCAGCAGGACGCCGACGCUACCGCCAACGAACGGCGCGGGGUCGCCGCCGAAGCCGCCAAAGCCUCCGGCGGCGGCGCCGGCGGCGCCGGCACCCCAGCCCGAGCUGCCGAUGCUGACGCCGCCGCCGCUGCCGCCGGGUGAAGAGCCGGCGAUGUCGAUGCUGACGCCGCCGCCGCUGCCGCCGGGCGAAGAGCCAGCGAUGUCGAUGCUGACGCCGCCGCCGCUCCCUCCGGAUGAGGAGCCAGCGCCCUUCGCCAUGCUGACGCCGCCGCCGCUGCCGCCCGACGAGGAGGCGGAGCUGCUGGCGGCGGCGGCGGCGCGUGCGGCGGCGGCGGCGCGGGCGGAGGACGUCAAGGUGCAGGUAUAGGGCGGCCGCUGUCGCGCUAUGGUACCCGGGUUGCCGCCUGCCAGUGAUUUGGCUCGACGGCGGAGCAGGACGGAUGCGUAUCCCCCGCCCGCAUCUGCGUGACAGUCUGGGUCGUCUUGCGAGGGCCGGCUGCGAAUGCGGCCGAUACAAGGAGGCGAUGCGGUGCGGCUCGAGCAGGGGAGCCGGAUUAGGAGUGCGGGUUGCGGGUGCACGCACACAUUUGCAAUGUCGCGGACAGAACUGUUCGAGAUCCAUGCAGGCGCGUGAAAAGGAAGGGCGUGGACGCGGCGGACGAGGACUGCUGGCGAGACAAUGCGCCCUGCUGCUUAGACGGUUGCGACUGCGACUGCGACUGUCUCAGCGCCGUGCGCAUUGCUUGCUACGUACGCAUGUGCCUGCCUGUCCCGUGGGGCCGCAUUAUGCCACGCACAUGUUUUUAAGUCACCCGUGUUUCAACGAGGGCGCGAGGUGGUGCAGAACUACGGCCAAGAAGCAGAACUGCUAAAGAUUUUUUUGGGUGGAUGCCUCUUGAUGACGUGACGUCGCACACAGUUGUGGCUGCAAACGGAAGGCCGCUUGUGUGCGGACAGCUCACGGGUUUGAACGGAUGUGGGAUCAUGUCGCACCCGCAGCCGUGUGCGUCCGGAGUGCUGCGCGCUGGGGUGGCGAGGUUGAAGGGCACAGAGGGUGUGCGGCAAGGUUGGUAAGAGGGGGGAGGGGGCGAGGAGGCGGCAGGGGGUUGUGGGGGUGAAGGAAGCGGUGCGGCCGGGCACACUGCCAUAGGAAGGCAUGGGAACGGAGGCCCGGGAGGCAUGGGGUCUGCUGGCGUUAGGGUGGUGGUGGCGUUUGUGUUGACGUCAUGGGCAGAAGAAUGGUUUGCGUUGCGUGCAUUCGCACGGGCUCUGUAGCUGUGCCGACAAAUGGCGGGAUUCACGGGAUAAUUAUUUAUGGCAGCAGUGCAGUUGGCGGGCUUCACGGGACGGAGGUGCGAUCGGUGCGGACUCGGCGUCGUGCGGCAAACGGUCGUCCGUUACGAACCGGUCGUCGCUGCAAACACUGGGAUGAGCUUGGCACGCAGCGUCCUAGUUCGGAGGUAUUGCGGCGGCGGCGGUGUCACGGAAUGUGCACGUGCAUGGGGAGUCCUGCAUGCGGAGGUGCGGAGGGGCUGGCCGCUGCGAAUGGAGUCCGCGAGCGCGAUGGUGUCGAGAGCGAAAUGCAUCUACGUGGGAGGCUGCGUGUCCGAGCGGCGGGGGCAGGGUGGCAGGGGCCCAGAGGGUUUUCGAGAGCGCCCAUGAAACGCCGGCUGCAUCUUUUCAAUCGGCAGUAUGGGUAUGUGGGGCCGCCACGCCGCCAGCGCCCCAGCCCGGCUGUCCGGGCACCGCCGCUCUGCCGAUGGGAGGCCUGCAUUGCACACAUGACUCAUUAUGCCAGCGCGUCGACCGCGCUUUUUUAUUCUAACUGGGGUAUUGAGCAUUGCCAAGAAGGCGCACGGACGUAGGGUGCACGAUGGACACGGGUGGUGUGCGGCAAGGUCGAAGCAAGGGCGUCAGAACUGCAGGUUUGCGGGGAAAGCGAAGCGGGGGUGUUGGUGGUUCAUUCCAGAACCCGAAGCAAGCCAACCGAGUGAACCCAAACCCGCCAUCCCAGCCAUGGGGGCUGCCCACCGCGGCAGCGGGCCCCAUGUGCUGGCGAUCACAACACAGGUGGGCCGUGGUGCGUGUGAUGAUGGAAGUGCUGGCGUGUUGGGGGAGGGGGGCGGGGGGCAGUGGCAAGGCGCAUAGGCCCCGCUGGCUGCUGCCUGUCUAUGUGCCUGUGUGUGUGUGUGUGUGUGUGUGUGUGUUGGGGGAGGGGGGCGGGGGGCAGUGGCAAGGCGCAUAGGCCCCGCUGGCUGCUGCCUGUCUAUGUGCCUGUGUGUGUGUGUGUGUGUGUGUGUGUGUGUGUGUGUGUGUGUGUGUGUGUGUGUGUGUGUGUGUGUGUGUGUGUGUGUUGGUCGCCCCGCCCCCGCUUCCUCCACUCGGUAGCGUCGCGUGCAUGUGUGUGUGUAUGUGUGCGCGCGCGCGUGUGGUGUGUGUGCGUGUGUGUGUUAUGUGGUGCCAUCUGCUGCCGGGUGGCGCUUUGGUCGCACGCGUUUCGCUUCACAGCAUGUCGCGCCGUCCACGUGUGUGGGCCAAGGUGUGGGCUGUGACGUGGCAUCCGCUUUUGGAGGACAGACGCUUUGUUUCAAGCGGACGCGAGGAGCAACGCUUUUUGUGGGCGCUGUACCGUUGGACGUUGAGGGUGGCAAGAGGUAAAGGCGUCGAGGUGUGGACAAGUGUUCCCCGGU